Messenger RNA from Anguilla anguilla (European eel), 1688 nucleotides. RefSeq names its product olfactory receptor 6N2-like. The record is from RefSeq and is a predicted model, not a curated record. Gene Ontology annotation, molecular function: olfactory receptor activity; G protein-coupled receptor activity. The transcript has 2 exons. Gene Ontology annotation, biological process: G protein-coupled receptor signaling pathway. Gene Ontology annotation, cellular component: membrane. The coding region runs from base 76 to 1071 and encodes 331 amino acids. NCBI's taxonomy places the organism in Eukaryota, Metazoa, Chordata, Actinopteri, Anguilliformes, Anguillidae.
UCAGGAAGGUCUGUUAAAACGGGUAGCUUCACCAGACACUGUCAGAGAAAGUUCCAGGCCAGGUAUGCGGGCAAAAUGAGAGCAAAUGAAGUGAACAACACAACUGGACAAAUAGACCAUGCUCUUCAACAGCUGGACUACAACCAAACCUUCUCUGGAGAUUUUGUCAUUGUUGGGGGAGAACUGGGACUCAAUGACUUCUACACGGAGCUCUCUGUUCUCCUCCUGGUGGUCUACCUCGUAGUCAUCAUUGGAAACCUCACAGUUUUCUCCGUGGUGAUGCUGGAAACCAAACUGCAUACGCCCAUGUACUUUUUCCUCAGCAACCUGUCAAUCAUUGACAUCGUCAUCACAACCAGUGUUCUGCCCAAGAUGUUGAUGGUGUGCCUGUGGAAUGAUGUCGUCAUUUCGUUCUCUGGGUGUUUCUUGCAGCUCUACUUCUACUUGGCGUUUCAGUCUGUUGAGUGUUUCGUGCUGACCGCGAUGGCCUAUGACCGCUACGUGGCCAUUUGUAACCCUCUACGCUACAAUGAUAUCGUCACUCCCAGGACUUGUGUCAUACUUGCCAUCUCUGCUUGGAUUUGUGGAAUUCUGUUACCCCUUCCAAAUGUAGUCCCCGCCUCAAGAUUAUCUUACUGUUUCAACACAAUUAUGUUCUGGUUUUGUGAUUUCCCUCCUGUUAUUGCACUGUCCUGUGUGGACUCGACGUUUUUGCUGGUCCAGGCUCUAGGCAUUGCUUCCAUAGCGCUCGUUUUCCCAUUCUUUCUCAUUGUUUUUUCUUACUAUAGAAUUGUUGUGGCAAUCUGCAAAAUCAAAUCACUGGACGGCCGUAAGAAGGCCUUCUCCACCUGCUCUUCGCACCUCAUCAUCGUCAUUCUCUUCUUUUUCGCCCACCUGUGCGUCUAUAUCAGUGCCACGAUAAAGAAUGUCCAUCCGAAUGUUCUCAUCUUGAUCUCCAUCUUCAACUGCUUCCUGACUCCUUUUGCGAACCCCAUCAUUUACAGCUUCAGAAAUAAGGACUUGAAGACCGCUAUUCGAAAACACUUCCACCUCUGCGAGGUUCUUUCCUGACAUUCAAGCGUUCCUUUUUUAUGUUCCCUGUUCAAUUUUCCCCGUCGUUUCCCAGUUAUUUUGUUGACUUGUCCCUUAAUUGAUUUGGGCUGUGUCACACGGAUGCUAUGGUUUUCAAUAAUGCUUUACUGAGCGUUGGCGCACUAUGAAAAAUAUUUUCAUUGACACCCUGUGCACGUCUGCCCCUAGACUCUUAGUUUUAACUGGCACCUUUUAGUUUUUAUUUUUAUUUUAUUUUAUUAAUAAUCAUUACACGUACAUUAUAUGUAUUAGUUCGUUCCUUAUUAAUUGAGCUGUCAAAUUGUGUCUUAUUGCUUGAAAUUUUAUGAUCAGAUUGAACAUGUAUUUCUUUGUCCAGUAUUUUAUUUUUUAUAUAAAAUGUUAAUAUUCAUGCAAAGAUAUUUGGCUUGUUGUAUACUUGCUUUCAGAUUACAGGUGGUAAUAUAAUGUCAUUACAGCUCGUUGUAAAAACAUUUUGACAGACGAAAAUGGCUCAGAGAAACAACAACAAUAGGCUGCUUUAAGGCUUAAACAACUUAUUCUUUAAGCAGAGUGUUUCCAUAAUUUGUGCCAGUAUUGUACCUAUCUUCAAGUUUGUGUUCAUUUUUACCACCAAG